Messenger RNA from Hydractinia symbiolongicarpus, 2671 nucleotides. RefSeq lists its product as uncharacterized. Gene Ontology annotation, molecular function: neurexin family protein binding. Gene Ontology annotation, biological process: glycoprotein catabolic process; exocytosis. Lineage: Eukaryota; Metazoa; Cnidaria; Hydrozoa; Anthoathecata; Hydractiniidae. Gene Ontology annotation, cellular component: exocytic vesicle; cytoplasm; plasma membrane. The record is from RefSeq and is a predicted model, not a curated record. The coding region runs from base 281 to 2134 and encodes 617 amino acids. The transcript has 8 exons.
UUUGAAAUGUUUUACAUAAAUGAUUCAAAGUGAGGUUUCCCGCUGAAAACAAAACUGUAAAACUUAUUCACGCGUGAAUCGAAUAGUUGUCACUCUCUCCACCGUUUUAUCAAUAAUAAAUAGCAUUAGCGGAAAUAAGAUUAUUUCGGAUUUAUCCUGCAAGAACGUCAAGGCAGGAGAGUAAAUGAUGAGGCUUACUUAAAAUAGACUGUAGAAAAUAUGAAUAUUUCAAAUUUUCUGAUAAUCCUUUCUGUGCGCUAUCUUAUAGUUGUUUGCGAAAAUGAAGAGCAGUGAGAAUCAAACAGCAUCUAGCGUGGUAGGCAAAACUGAUGAAUUCGUGUUCAUUCCGGGUAGAGAUCAAGUCAUGUCUGGAAGGUUUAGACUUCGCUAUAAUACAUGCAGAAACGAAUAUUACAUGGGAGGCAUAGAAACGUUCUCCACACAGAAGAAAGCAUAUGCAUGUGGUUGGAACUCAGUAGUGUACUCCUAUGAAAAUAUACACCGAGUGAUCGAUAGCACGUGCGACGAGGCAUAUCUGGAACGAACAAACCAUGCGCAAAAUGCUAGAGUUUGUUGGAAAUUUGAUUUCACAACAACAGGGCUUGUGUUAGACAAGGUAAACAUGAAAAUGCCAUUUGAAGAAAAAGUUGGUGGCCAAGUGGCAGUGUGUGUAUCUGGAGAUACUGGAAUGAAAUGGGAACCCUACUAUUCUGCUGGAACUUUCGUCUCAAUGAAAAGCCUCAGUGGCUCGCAAACGCUAAUGAUAGCAGUGAAUCUCAUUGGCGAGGACGAAGGGCAAAUCACUCGAAUUAUGACACAGCCAUUAUCAAAGGAGGACUUCGAUUGUCCAUUCGAUGUUCAAAUACGACUGCAGCGACCAGAUUUCACGCUUGGACGUAGUUUGUUGUUUCUGGGACUAAUGUUCAGUAACAACGAGAAUAACUCACACAAGAACAGCAGAAAAUCACAGACACCUGUCACUGAAGGUUGCGUGCAUAUACAUGUGCAGAACGCCAAGAGGUUACCUUGUCGAAGAAAUGGGAGUUACGCUGAACCGAAAGUUAAAUGUACAAUACACAGCGAUAAAAACACGUUACCAGUAAAAACAAAAGCACACCCCAAAACAUUGAAUCCCAACUGGAAUGAGUUUUUAGUGAUACCGGAUGUCAGUAUGGCCACCUUACAUCGUUCGAGGUUAGACAUUCAAAUCAAACAUUCGAAACGGUUAUUAAAACGUUCGAAAGAAGUACUUGGUUAUGUCAGUUUAAAACAGCAUCAGAUUUUAAUGUACGAUGGCUUGAUAGAGAAACAAACGCAAAACCAGGCUAAUAAUAGUGUCGCCGAUAUACGUGACCCAAGUGUGUCAGUUAUGUCACUUACAAAGACAGACAUCACCGAAAAUAAUGGAGAUACGAAGCAAACUGUAGCAAAUGAUGGAGAAAACCAACAACACAGUGUAGAAUUUAAGGGAGAUAUCCAACCACAAUUCAGUCAAUAUGUUUCCACAGACAGUAAUAAUAACGACAGUAAUAACGUUGUCGAUACUCCAUUUGACGACGACGUAGAAAAUAUAACGUUCAGAAAUAGUUACUAUCGCGACAUUCUAAAAGACGCCAACCAGCAAAACAAUGAUGAUGAUGAUGCUGAAGAUGACACAUUCGAGAUUCUUCCUUCCGCGGAAGAAAUCGAAAGACAGGACAAGUAUAUUGAAAUAGAAAAUAUCAACAUAACCGAGUCUGAAACAGACUCUUCGAUAUCGGAAACAAAACUUUCAAAGCGAAGAACAAUAAGUGUGGACAACAGUGUGAUUUACUCGCAUAAAAACUACAAAUUACGACCUCUCGAAACUUUCUCCGAAAACCCUACGGAAAACGACACGCAGCAUACGAAAUUACGUCGAUCUCAUUCGAUGUCUGACAUCAUCGAGCGGAACAGAAACAAACCUCCACGCAAAAAAACGUUCUCCAGGAAACUCUUCAGAAGCGGUAGCAUUUCAAACAUUAUUGAAGAUAGUGUUUUUGAAGAAAAAGCCAGAAAAUUGUCAUAUGAUCACUGGAGUAUUGUUUUAAAUAAUCCUGGACAAUGGUUUUACUGUUGGCAUCCGCUGUUAGGAGUAAAUAAUAUAAUGGAAUAAAAGAAAAAAAAUUAGAGUAUAUAGAUAGGAUGUACACAUGAUUUCAAAUUAUACAAGCGUAUAUAAACAAUAAAAAUUCUUAAUACAUUUCUAAAUAUUUUUAUAUUUUUAAUUACCUAGGAGCUAAAUAAUUUUUAAUUACCUAGGGAGCUAAUUCGUUUUAUUGAAUAGUCUACAUAUAAUAUUAUUCUGCACCUUCUAUAGAAAGCCGUGUCAAUACCGACAUAUGUAUGGCAUCGCAUAAUUGCUUUCUUUUGUAAAACGUACCUCAACAUCCUAUCUACUAACUUUUCUUUUACUGUGACCAUUACGUGUGGUGUUUGCGGUUUUCAAUCUACCAAAAUCCUUUUAGCAGUUAGAUGAAAAUCUCAGUUUGUUUUCUACAAUCAAUUGUUUGCUCUCUAUGCAGUAAAUGUAUCGAUAUAUCAGAAAUUGUAAUUCGCUUUUUUUUGAGCUUGACAGAAAAAAGGGGUAAAAUUUAUACCCUCUAACACAAAAAAAUUAUAUAGGUUAUUUAAUGUCACUAUUUUGCAUUUC